AUGGACCAGCCCAAUGUUGCUCCAACAAAAUACUCCAUCCGGGCUCAAUAUACCUCGAAAACAAUAACCGUCUACCAAGCUUAUCCACCAGCAAUUGCCAACGCGGCGCUGUACGCGGGGAAAUUCGUCGCCCCUUUCAAACGCAGGCGCAUGACCUGGAUCAAGCCCUCAUUUCUCUGGAUGGCCUACCGCUGCGGCUGGGCCACCAAGAAGGACCAGGAGCGCGUGCUAGCUAUAGAAAUUGCACGCGAGGGGUUCGAAUGGGCGUUGGCACAUGCUUGUCUGAGCCAUCCCACCCCACGCCUGUAUGCGGACCACGCAGCCUGGGAGCUUCGCAAGAAUGAAAGUCCCGUACGUGUGCAGUGGGACCCGGAGCGGGAUUUUGAGUUCCGACCCCUAGAGUAUAGGUCGCUGCAGGUUGGGUUGAAAGAAGAGGCGGUGGAUAGGUAUGUGGAUGAGUGGACAGUAGGGAUCAGGGAUGUCACAGGGUUGAUGCAGGAGAUAGGUCAGUUGGUGGGGGAGGGGAAGAUAGAGGAGGCAAGGCGCAAGAUGCCGGUGGAGGAGGUGUAUGUCUUACCGACGGAUGUGGCCACGGUUGUUGGAGCGGAUUAG
Molecule: messenger RNA, 612 nt
Organism: Paracoccidioides brasiliensis Pb18
Exons: 1
Coding region: 1-612 (203 amino acids)
Source: RefSeq, a predicted model, not a curated record